CUCCUGCCCUCUCCUGCCCUCUCCCUGCCCCUCUCCUGCCCUCUCCUGCCCUCUCCUGCCCUCUCCUGCCCUCUCCUGCCCUCUCCUGCCCUCUCCUGCCCUCUCCUGCCCUCUCCUGCCCUCUCCUGCCCUCUCCUGCCCUCUCCCGCUCUGCCCUUCUGCUUCUAUUCUCCCUCUUCCGCACUACUUUUACUAGUGAUACAAAUGGAGCCCAGUGGCGAAGGUGAACAGGCACGUUCUAAGGAUCGUCGCCACGAGAGAUUAGAAUCGUUACGAUGUCACUUCGAGCAGAUGAAGCGUCCGACACCCUCUCAAUCCGAUUUACUCAAAAAGAAUGUUGAAAUCGUCAAGGGCCCCCGCGGCGGCGAGAACGGCUUGUCAAAGUCUGCUGUUUCAAGACACAGGCAAUGGCAAGAUGCUUUCAGAGAUAUAUAUUACGACUCAGGCAUUAUUGGAUUUUACUUCGUUGCUCAUGCGCUUUCGGCAACUGCUUUGACAGGCUUUGUGCCCCAGUUCCAACAAUGGUGGUUGACGGCUAGCAUCCCUGAUGCUUUUGUUGAGCAUGCCAAUAAACUGGAGGCCUUGGACAGUGUUACUCAGCAGCUAGAAAACGGGACUUUGCCGGCGUUCUCUGCCGUAUCUCGUUCAAUGAAACCGAUUUGCACCCGACCUCUUCGGCCGGCCCCAAUCCCGAACUUUUGUCGCCGAGCGAACGACCGAGCGAGGCAAUAUCGUCAGACACUGAUAGUGAGGAUGACGAAGGUAUAG
Messenger RNA from Fusarium falciforme, 768 nucleotides. RefSeq lists its product as hypothetical. The coding region runs from base 205 to 768 and encodes 187 amino acids. The record is from RefSeq and is a predicted model, not a curated record. The transcript has 3 exons. NCBI's taxonomy places the organism in Eukaryota, Fungi, Ascomycota, Sordariomycetes, Hypocreales, Nectriaceae.